AUGUCAAGAAUAGGACGUUUUAAUUUAAUCGUCUUGGCAGGCUCUCCUAAGCCAAGUGCGAGUAUAGGACAAACCCUCGGACCGUUAGGUAUAAAUAUGAUGACAUUUUUUAAAGAGUUUAAUGAAAGAACAAAAAGCAUAUCAAAGAAUGUUCCAAUUCAAGUUACACUAGAACCACUUAAUGACCGAACAUAUCGAUUUUAUUUGAGAACCCCAACAGUUGUAUGGUUUAUCAGAAGAUGUGCAAGGGUUCCUAUUUUUAGUUAUGCUCCAAAACACAAAAUUGUUGGCGCUAUAACUUUAUCAGAAGUUUUCCACAUCGCGAAGUGCAAGCGCAUGGAUCCCCCUCUGAUCAAUAUGUCAAUUAAAAGUAUAUGCAAAUACAUAAUCGGUACAUGUCAAAGCAUGGGAAUAAAAGUGUGUCGAGAACUGAAUGAUGAAGAAAAUAAAAAAUAUUUUGUUGAUGUUAAUCAAUUAGAUAAUAUUAAAAAGGAAAUUAGAACAAAAAAUAAAUUUCAGAAAAGGUCAAAGAAAUAA
Molecule: messenger RNA, 537 nt
Organism: Plasmodium yoelii
Lineage: Eukaryota; Apicomplexa; Aconoidasida; Haemosporida; Plasmodiidae
Product: mitochondrial ribosomal protein L11 precursor, putative
Exons: 5
Coding region: 1-537 (178 amino acids)
Biological process (GO): translation
Cellular component (GO): mitochondrial large ribosomal subunit; ribosome
Molecular function (GO): large ribosomal subunit rRNA binding; structural constituent of ribosome
Source: RefSeq, a predicted model, not a curated record